Messenger RNA from Styela clava, 1731 nucleotides. RefSeq lists its product as uncharacterized. The record is from RefSeq and is a predicted model, not a curated record. Gene Ontology annotation, molecular function: 3'-5'-RNA exonuclease activity. NCBI's taxonomy places the organism in Eukaryota, Metazoa, Chordata, Ascidiacea, Stolidobranchia, Styelidae.
ACCUAGUCAUAGGCACUGCGUGCAAACGAGCAAAGCGUAGACUGUAGUUUAGCUGGUACGUAAUCUAAGAACACUGUUUUUUUUAUACGACUCGGGCAAGGUUGAAGUUGUUCAAGUCGAAGGGUUGUCCUGCUUGGUUGUUCUGUGAUGUACAAUAUAUCAUAGUUUAUUAUACCUUCCAAGCAAUCGGAGAUGGCGCAUUCCAAACACAAUCUCACGAUAUUUGACUGGAACAUUCUUGCGCCUAUGUGGAUAAACAUAGAGGAAUAUAUGCAGAGAGAUGGUGACCUUAAUCUCUUACAUAAAGAUAAACGUCUUCUGCUGGUGAUUGAUAGAAUUAUUCAAUAUGAUGCGGAUAUUAUCACAUUACAGGAAGUUCAAGAGGAUCAAUAUAUAGAUAUAUGUGAGGAGUUAUUCCAUAAAUAUCAUAGUUUGGGACAUACACAACAUGAUAAAAAUUAUUGGACGGAAUGGCUUGCAGAUGAUUGUACGGUGAUGCGGAAUGGACAGGCCACAUUUGUUCGCAAGGGGCUCUUUAAUGUCUUGGAUAAACAUGAGUUCGGAACAUCAGAAGACGGAAACGUGUGCCAAAUUGUCACUCUUCAGUUUUCUCAUUGCGAAAGUCAUGAUGGUAUCUUUAUAUUAGUCAACUGCCAUCUUGAAUCUGGGAUGAUAGAUUGGAAACAUAAAACCAGGGCUGGACAGGUUCUAAAGAUUCACGGUGAAAUAGUUGCAAUGAUGAAAAAGUACGGCAAAGAAGAUUCACCAACAGUUAUUUUUCUGGGUGAUUUUAAUACUUUCGGAAAUCAGCUUGGUAUGAGGGAAAUGAGGAAGCAAGGUUACAUCGACAUUGAGAAGAUGAUGUGCAACACCAUACGACCAACUUUCAUAAUAGUUGUGACUGAAGAUGGACAAGAAGAAGGAAUCCAACUUGAUCAUAUUUUCUUAUUAAAAUCACAAGUUUACUCUGGAAAAAUUUCUGUGAAAAAAUUUGAGGUUCCAAAUGUUGCUUCAACUGAAUAUGAUAACGGCAAUCAUAAAUCUACAAUUUUAAGCGCAUUUUCCAGACGACUAGAAAGAAAAAACAUCACUCAGGAAACAGCCUUGUUGGACUCGAGACAGUCUGACCUUCUUAAUCAUGUAUCUCCGUCACGUGAUGAUUUCAAAGAGACCAAUCCACUGAGGGCAUUGAGAAUUGGAUCUGAUCACCUGCCCUUGUUCGUUGAAUUAGAUAUGCAGUCAUGCAAGUGAUGAGAAAUAGUUUGCUAUUUGACCACUUAUUGUGGCGCAUUUCAUUAUUUGUUGGUAUCUUAAUAAAUAUAAAUAUUGCAAUAAAUUAUCAAUAUGCAUGUAGAUUAGAUGUGAUGUAGUGGGAAUUGAAAAUCGUAAUUUUUUUAUAGGCAAAAAAUUAACAUAAUAUCUGUAUUUAAGAUACUAUACCUUGUCAUGUCCUCUAAUGUCUUAGUCUUGUCUGGGUCGAAAUUACCCUCGCGGUACCAUAAAUAAUGAUAAAGAAAAAGCUAUUCCUUCACGAAAAACUAUUAUCGCCUGAUGUGUAUGUGACAAAAAAUUAUCAGCUGGUCAAACUGAUAUGUUAUACUAAUAUGCAACGGAUUCACCUGACACGUUUAAACAAAAAAUAAAAGUAAUAUAAUGUAAAUAUGAAAACGUAUAAGAUCAUAUUCUCGGAGUCGAUUUGUUGCGAUAUCAAUAUUUCGAUAAAUAAAGCUA